AUGGCCUACUUGUGGUUUCUCAGCCCAGCCGGGCUUGUGGAUACCAAGUACACGCUGAGCGUGCUGGGUAACGAGGGAGAGGAAUCGGCAGCUAGCUUCGGCGUGUUGGAGGGAGUCUUUUCUGCGGUGGAACCCAACAACUGCUGGGGCACAGAGCUGAAACCGCUGUCCGAGCUCGGGGACGGCGGCUUCACGUUGCAGUACGUCCUCACCGUCAUCAACGUCGAGUCCCGGCCGAUGGAGCUGCCCGGCCACCUCGAGCGCAUGCUGGCGAACGGAAGACGCGCGGACGUUAGGUUUCGGGUGCGCGGCCGAAACUUCCGCGCGCACAGCUCUAUCCUGGCCGAGCGGUCGCCCGUCUUCGAGGCUCAGCUCUUUGGCCCCAUGGCGGAGAAGGACAUGCGGCGCAUCAAGGUUGUCGGCGGCCGCAGCGCUGCGGUGAUGCAGCGUUUGCUUGUCGCGGCGGACAGGUACGGGCUAGACAGGCUGAAGCUCAUGUGCGAGGAAGAGCUGUGCCGGAGGAUCGACGCAGAGACCAUCAUGUCCAUGCACGCGCUCGCAAAUCGGCACCAUUGUCAUCUGCUCAAGCACGAGUGCCUUCUGUUUCUUACGCGGUCGCCGGAAGUCCUGGGCACCGUCCUUGAGAGUAGCGGGUUCAACGAGCUCUGCAUGACAAAUUACCGACCAUUGCCUCUGGAGGGGGAGUCUCACCGACAAAACGUAGCCAUGCAGAGGAAGAAACUGAUCCAGGCCAGAAAUUAA
Molecule: messenger RNA, 762 nt
Organism: Aegilops tauschii subsp. strangulata
Lineage: Eukaryota; Viridiplantae; Streptophyta; Magnoliopsida; Poales; Poaceae
Source: RefSeq, a predicted model, not a curated record